AAUCCAUGCCCAUCAGUCUCCAGUCGUUUUUGCCCCUCCCCCAUUUUCCUCGCUUUGGAAACUCCUCCCCAAUUCCCAAAGCUAUCCCCUCUUCGGUAACUCCGCCCAACUCUCCCCUUUUAAACUCUCCACCUACUUCCUCCGUGACCGUACACCGCCGGUCAACACCAGUCACAAUGUCGCAGUCCGUACAUCUCCUCACCCCUUCCGACCUCGCCAUCCCAAAACACCACUCCUCCUUCCUCUCCACCUUCAAUCGCCGGUUGUCGGUCACCACCACCACCACAACCGCUUCCCCUUUCUUCCCAAAGCUCUCCAUCAGAGCCUCCUCCUCCGAUCGCAAGCCUUCCGUUCUCGUCACUGACAACGGCACAUCCUCCUCGGGGCUCCAAUCCUCUGCUUCGCACGCCGACCAUGCUCUCUCCAGCUCCAUCGAGGUCGACGCCGUCACCGAAGCCGAGCUCCGGGAGAACGGAUUCCGCUCCACCAGGCGCACCAAGCUCGUAUGCACCAUCGGUCCCGCCACCUCCGGAUUCGACCAGCUCGAGUCGCUCGCCGUCGGCGGCAUGAACGUAGCACGCAUCAACAUGUGCCACGGCACCCGCGAGUGGCACCGCGAGGUCAUUCAGCGCGUCAGGAGGCUCAACGAGGACAAGGGAUACGCCGUCGCCAUCAUGAUGGACACCGAAGGCAGCGAGAUUCAUAUGGGUGAUUUGGGUGGCGCCUCCUCCGCCAAAGCCGAGGAUGGUGAAGUAUGGACUUUUAGUGUCAGAGCUUUCGGCUCCGCUCUCCCCGAGCACACCAUCAAUGUGAAUUAUGAAGGUUUUGCUGAAGAUGUGAAAGUGGGGGAUGAACUGCUUGUGGAUGGCGGGAUGGUGAGGUUUGAGGUGAUCGAGAAGCUUGGUCCUGAUGUUAAGUGUAAGUGUACUGAUCCUGGUUUGUUGCUGCCUCGGGCUAAUUUGACUUUCUGGAGGGACGGGAGUUUAGUGCGAGAACGCAAUGCCAUGCUUCCCACAAUUUCGUCUAAGGAUUGGUUGGACAUUGAUUUUGGGAUUGCAGAGGGUGUUGAUUUUAUCGCUGUAUCUUUUGUCAAGUCUGCGGAAGUGAUUAAUCAUCUUAAAAGCUAUAUUGCUGCACGGUCACGAGAUAGCGAUGUUGCUGUCAUUGCAAAGAUAGAGAGUAUUGACUCACUAAAGAACUUGGAAGAGAUCAUUCAAGCAUCAGAUGGAGCAAUGGUGGCAAGAGGAGAUCUCGGUGCUCAGAUACCACUAGAACAGGUCCCAGCAGCCCAGCAAAAGAUUGUUCAAGUCUGUCGGCAGCUAAAUAAGCCAGUCAUUGUGGCUUCUCAACUACUUGAAUCUAUGAUUGAAUAUCCUACACCCACUAGAGCCGAAGUGGCUGAUGUUUCUGAAGCAGUGAGGCAGCGCGCUGAUGCUUUGAUGCUUUCUGGUGAGUCGGCUAUGGGCCAGUUCCCAGAAAAGUCAUUGGCUGUUCUUAGAAGUGUUAGUCUGAGGAUUGAAAGAUGGUGGAGGGAAGAGAAACGUCAUGAAGCUAUGGAACUGCCAGCUAUUGGAACUUCAUUUUCUGACAGUAUUUCAGAGGAGAUUUGCAUUUCUGCUGCCAAGAUGGGUAAGUAUUCGCUAAAUACGUUUCUAAGUGAGUUAAGCUAAGCAGUUAUCUGUGUG
This is a messenger RNA of Malus domestica (apple), 1685 nucleotides long. The record is from RefSeq and is a predicted model, not a curated record. NCBI's taxonomy places the organism in Eukaryota, Viridiplantae, Streptophyta, Magnoliopsida, Rosales, Rosaceae.